Messenger RNA from Magnusiomyces paraingens, 1050 nucleotides. RefSeq lists its product as uncharacterized. NCBI's taxonomy places the organism in Eukaryota, Fungi, Ascomycota, Dipodascomycetes, Dipodascales, Dipodascaceae. The transcript is spliced from 2 exons. The record is from RefSeq and is a predicted model, not a curated record. Bases 1 to 1050 code for a protein of 349 amino acids. Gene Ontology annotation, cellular component: nucleus; condensed nuclear chromosome. Gene Ontology annotation, biological process: chromosome organization involved in meiotic cell cycle; DNA strand invasion; DNA recombinase assembly. Gene Ontology annotation, molecular function: ATP-dependent DNA damage sensor activity; DNA strand exchange activity; ATP hydrolysis activity.
AUGGCUCCUAAAAGAACUACUAAUUCUACAAAUCCAACUGAAUCUCUCGAUGGAGACUCUGGUGAUGAUACCGGAAUUGACUUGACAAUUGAAAUAAUUGGAAUUGAAGAGCUCCAAAACUAUGGAGUCAAUGUUGCCGAUAUUCAAAAGCUCCGAGCAGCUGGCAUCCACUCCAUCUCGACGGUCUUAUCUACUACCCGGCGCAAUCUCGCCAAAAUCAAAGGGUUUAGUGAAAUCAAGGUUGAAAAGGUCAAAGAAGCAGCUGCCAAAAUCAUUUCUGUAGGAUUUGUAACAGGCACUGAACAAGCCCAGUUGAGGAAAAAGGUACUUUGGCUCUCGACCGGUUCCAAAGCCCUAGAUGGUAUGCUUGGCGGCGGAGUCCAAACAAUGUCACUCACCGAAGUGUUUGGCGAGUUCCGGUGCGGUAAAACUCAACUUGCACACACUCUCUGCGUCUGUGCUCAAUUACCACGAUCUAUGGGAGGUGCUGAGGGUAAAGCGGCAUACAUCGAUACCGAGGGAACGUUCCGGCCAGACCGGAUUGGCAAGAUUGCUGAAAGGUUUGGUGUUGAUCCAGGUAUUUGUCUCGAUAACAUUUCCUAUGCUCGUGCUCUUAAUAGCGAGCACCAAAUGGAACUUAUUGAAGAAAUCGGAGCUAACUUUGCCGAUGGCUCUUACCGCUUACUUGUUAUUGAUUCCAUCAUGGCUCUCUUCCGAGUCGACUACUCGGGUCGUGGUGAACUCAACGAACGUCAACAGAAACUUAACCAAAUGUUGGGGAGACUCACACGACUUGCAGAGGAAUAUAACGUUGCAGUGUUUCUUACAAACCAAGUCCAAUCGGAUCCUGGAGCUUCCGCACUCUUUGCCUCUGCAGAUGGCCGUAAACCUGUUGGCGGUCAUGUUUUGGCACACGCUUCAGCUACCCGCAUUUUGCUACGCAAGGGCCGUGGCGAGGAGCGAGUUGCAAAGCUCCAGGAUUCCCCCGAUAUGCCAGAAAACGAGUGCACUUAUAUUAUUGGAGACGGCGGUAUCACCGACGUAGCUUAA